Molecule: messenger RNA, 2355 nt
Organism: Kazachstania africana CBS 2517
Lineage: Eukaryota; Fungi; Ascomycota; Saccharomycetes; Saccharomycetales; Saccharomycetaceae
Gene: RTT101
Product: cullin RTT101
Exons: 1
Coding region: 1-2355 (784 amino acids)
Source: RefSeq, a predicted model, not a curated record
AUGUUUGUACUAGAGCCUUCAGCCGGCAAAAUGCAAAUGGAAGAAGGUACAGACAAAUCUCUAUUGAGAGAGGACAUUCUAUUCGAUGAGCUGGAUAGUUACUUUAAUUUGAUGUGCAACGUAAUGUUUGAUGAAGACCAGCUAUUUAACGAAAAAUCAGUUACAUUAAGAGGGCGAAAAAUGCUAGCACGGUUCAACCAAAUAUGUCGCUAUUUGACUCAUAGAAAAGUUUAUAUCCCAAUACAUAAUGACAAUGACAAUGAAAUGCAACUCUUGUAUCAGAAUAAGGUAAUAGUGGAUUUUUGGAAUUAUUGUAACGAGAAAAUAAGUCAAUUAGAGGCUUGCUUUCUCGAAAAACUUUAUAACGAAUACGGUACUAUGAAGUCAGAAGCAGUGCAUGUCUUAGGAUUAUGGCAAGGUUUAUAUGGGAGAUAUAAAAUUUGUCUUGAAUGCUUCGAACCAGUAUUAGGAUACCCUAUAUUGAAUUAUAAUACUAUAUUAAAAAUUGCUCCCCAAGAUUCUCAAGUACUUAAGCAUGCUGGAUAUUCAUUUACAAAACGAUUGGAGGGUAAAUUUGGAAGUAAAUUUAUACCUUUUCUACGACAGUUUUUACUCGAAUUGAGAAGCUCCAAAUUAACUGUUUUGGACGAAAAUAUUACGGAAACGCUGCCAUUGAAGUUAUUUCAUGAAUAUGACGUACCUGUCAAUGGCAAUUCUGCCUCUGAAUUUUAUUUAGAAGAUUUAUCAACGUUCAUAGAUGAGGGAAAAUUAACUCUAAAAUUGGAUGAGGAUUUUUUUGUCAACCUAUUGGAUUUGUUAAAACUCAACGGCUGGAUUUCGUACCAUAUUUCGGAAGAGUUAGUAUCUAAAGGUAACAAUAUUAUUAUUGAAAAAUUGCUAUUAAAGAAGGAUGUCGUUAUGCAGUUGGCUACAGUCUUCUUCCCCCUAACAGUUGGAACAAUAGAAGAAAAUAUGAUAAAAAGAUUCACUAAAAGAUUAGAAUUUGAAGGCGCGAUUCAUGCUUUUGAAAAGAGAAAGCGUAUAACAGAAUUUAUCGAUAUAAUAAGUGAAUUUGUAAGGUCAGAGUUGACAAGACCUUUUGAGAAUGGCAAAAUCGAAUCAUUUUUCAAUACUAUAUUUUCAUUAGACAGCUUUAUUGGUUAUAAUGAUGUACUAAAAGAUAUGAUACGAAAAUGUGCGAAUGAUACAGCCGGUGGGGAGCUAAAACUUAUGGAGUUAUAUGUUAAAUUCUGUGAGAUAGCGAUAUAUAAAGUCGAUAAAGAGUUGGGAAAUAGCACGACGGUUAAAAAUUUCCAACUGACUCCGCUAUACAGUGCACCACUAGAGUUACCUGAACUUCUUAAAUUCAGAGCAUCGUUCCUUAAUUUGUAUACUCGUACCUUUUUCAAACGCUUAAUCAUGAAUGGUCAAAACAUGCUCAAUGAUCUAUUUAAGGACUCAUCCUACGAGUCGCUACUAAUGAGAAUGUUCGAACAAUAUUACAAAAACUCGAAUGAGUUGCAAGACUUGUUAACUUUACUCGAUGAAAUGAGAAAAUUACAUAAGUUUAAUGAGCAAUUUCAAGCCACCGAGAUAUCUAAAUUGGCUGACACGAUAAUAUUAGAAAAAUCCAAGCUUGCGUCAUCUUUACAGGAGGCUAGCGAUGACACUUUAAAGUUACCCUCUGAACUACAAGGAAUAUGGGAUAACAUAGUAAGUUUCUACAAAUCUCAAGAUAAGAAUGGUUCAGAAAAGAGCAUCAAACCAAUAUACUAUUUACAACAUUGUGAAGUGGAAUCGCCAUUUUUUGUUCAAACAAACAAUGGUAGCAAGAAACUGCUAAUAUUUGAGUUAAAUAUUUUUCAGACAUGUGUUUUGGGAGAAUUUAAUGAGAAUGACAGUGCUUCCUUCAACGAAUUGCUGCGAAAAUUGAAAAUGAAAGAAACGACGUUGAAAUCAGUAAUGAGAUCCUUCCUCAACGUUGGCUUACUUCAAAAUGUCAAUGAUCGGUUUUCUAUAAAUGUACACUACGUACCUGAUAUGAAAAAGGUUAGAAAAGGGAAAUUGCGCAUUCCAUUACCCAAGCCAAGCCAAAAGCUGAGCAACAGUAGACGGACCUCAAUGGUAGCUGAACACCACGAAGGGCUGCGUUCACAAUGGAAACAAGAACUGUUGCAGGCAUGCAUCGUAAGAUCACUAAAGGGACUUACGGAUGGCCUUGCAUAUUCCAUGCUUUUUGAUACAGUAAAACAGCAGCUCCCAGGGUUCAGCGUUGGUGAAUUCAAAGAUGCCCUGAGUAUAGUAGUUCGUGAUCAUAUAGUGACCGAGCAAGACAAUAUAUACAAAUACAAGUAG